CGUAAAACUUCUGCAGAGAUGAAUGUAAUCACAGCCAUAAAGCUCUACAUCAAUAAAAUGGCCAAUGAAUCUGGUCCGGGAAUGAAAAUUCUGCUGAUGGACAAGGAAACGACCAGCAUCGUGUCCAUGGCCUUCAGCCAGUCAGAUAUGCUACAGAAGGAUGUUUUUCUCUUUGAGAGAAUCGAUUCCCCUCGAUCUGACGAACGUAUGAAGCACCUGAAGUGUAUUGUCUUCCUCAGACCAACCAAGAACAACAUUUCCUUGCUGUCCCAUGAGUUGCGAUUUCCCAAAUACGGGUCCUAUUACGUCUAUUUCAGUAACAUCAUCCCUCGGACAGACAUCAAACUCCUGGCUGAGUGCGAUGACAGUGAAUCAGUGCGGGAGAUCAAAGAGCUCUAUGCCGAUUAUCUCUGUAUCAAUAACAAUCUCUUUUCCCUUAAUAUCCCAACAUCCAUGCAUGCCCUCAAUUGGACCCCCGAAGCUCUGGCCAGGAGUGUCGAUGGUGUAACAGCUGUUCUGCUCUCCCUCAAAAUGAAACCAGUCAUAAGAUUCCGAGCAGGAAGCAAUGUUGCCCAAGCCCUGGCCAAGCAGGUGAAUGAAAAAAUUACUAAAGAAUCUGCUCUGUUUGAAUUCCGGGUGCAGGAGUCUGGGGCUCCACCGCCCCUCCUAUUGAUUCUCGAUCGUCGAGAUGAUCCAGUAACUCCCCUUUUGAACCAAUGGACCUACCAAGCCAUGGUACACGAACUCCUGGGUAUCAAUAACAACCGCGUGGACUUAUCCGGAAUAUCCGGAGCUCCCAAAGAUAUGAAAGAAGUUGUAAUGUCAGUGGAUCAGGAUGAAUUUUAUGCAAAGAAUAUGUACUCGAAUUUUGGAGAAAUCGGAACUACCAUUAAGGGUUUGAUGGAUGAAUUCCAGAAAAAAGCCAAGGAUCAGAAAAAAGUCGAAAGUAUUGCUGAUAUGAAGAAUUUCGUUGAGACUUACCCACAGUUCCGGAAGAUGUGCGGAACUGUAACCAAGCAUGUUGUAGUCAUUGGGGAAUUGUCUGUUCAAGUUGGGAAGAAUCUUCUGUUCGAAGUGUCAGAAUUGGAACAAGAAAUUGCCUGCAGAACUGAUCAUUCGGCUCAGUUGCAGCGGGUAAAGCGUCUGAUUGGUGAUGGGAAGGCCACAAUCAAGGAUGCUUUGAGGUUGAUCCUACUGUAUUCUCUGAGAUACGAGCGUCACGCCAAUUGUGACAUCACCGGACUCCUGCAGACCCUCAAGAACCGCGGAGGACCUGCUCAUAUUGUGCCCCGGAUGCUGGAGUAUGCUGGUCAGCAUGCCAGGCAAGGGGAUCUCUUCAGCACUGUCAAGAUCACAGAUGCCGUCAAAUUGACGAGGAGCCUGAUCAAGGGCCUCAAAGGUGUAGAGAAUGUCUUCACGCAGCACUCUUGCCUCCUCAAGGAAACCCUCGAGGAUGUCAUCCGUGGACGUCCUCUGGAUCCCCUCUAUCCCUCAAUUGGAUCAGAACUUCCCUUCCGAAGGCCUCCGCAGCAAGUGAUUGUCUUCAUAGUGGGAGGAGCAACGUACGAGGAAGCCUUGGCUGUCUAUCAAUUGAAUGCUGCUGGCCACAGAAUCAUCCUCGGUGGCACAACAAUUCACAACUCAGACUCCUUCUGUAAGGAAGUAGUUGCUGCAACUGCAGGAGUUCCCUUCAAGCACACUCGCUCGCUGCAGCAGUUCCAUGCCUCAGACAAUGCCUAGAGUAAAUCACCAUAAGUUGCAUCAUAUUGUUCAUCCCUGUUUCUUUUCCAGCUGUUCAGUCUAAAUGUGAUAUAUGUUGUAAAAUAUAACCGUUUUUAUUUAAAAUAAAUCAUUCGCAAAAUUUAAGAAGAUUACAAAACCCGUAAA
This is a messenger RNA of Phlebotomus papatasi, 1887 nucleotides long. RefSeq names its product vacuolar protein sorting-associated protein 45 (gene Vps45). The record is from RefSeq and is a predicted model, not a curated record. The coding region runs from base 19 to 1740 and encodes 573 amino acids. The transcript is spliced from 3 exons. Gene Ontology annotation, cellular component: Golgi membrane. Gene Ontology annotation, biological process: vesicle-mediated transport; intracellular protein transport. Lineage: Eukaryota; Metazoa; Arthropoda; Insecta; Diptera; Psychodidae.